Molecule: messenger RNA, 1656 nt
Organism: Lachancea mirantina
Lineage: Eukaryota; Fungi; Ascomycota; Saccharomycetes; Saccharomycetales; Saccharomycetaceae
Source: the annotation of a GenBank genome assembly
AUGUCUAAAGGUCUCAAAUCUCAACCGGUCGUAAAAAAGAGAGAUAAUAUCGAAAAAUUCGAAAGAAAUAAUGCUUUGUCGAAAAAUUCCCAGUAUCGUAAAACGAAAGACAAGAAACUAAAAGCUGGACUGAAAAGAAUCGACCAGAAAUAUAAAAAUGCGGUAUCAUCAGCUGCCAGUACCGAGUAUCUUCUGCCCGAGACGCGGGGUUUUCUAGAGGCCGAAGAUGAGAUGGAAAAGACCUUCAAAGUGACGCAAGCGGAAAUCAAGGACGCCGUGGAUGUAAGCACAGCUCAAAAUGCACUGAAUUUGAAGCUAAAAGAAUUUGGUCCUUAUCACAUUAAUUACUCCCGGAAUGGGCGUAAUCUACUCAUUUGUGGGAGAAAGGGCCACGUAGCAUCCAUGGACUGGCGCAAGGGCGAGCUUCGAGCAGAAUUGCAUCUUAACGAGACGUGCCAUGCGGCUACGUACCUUCAAAAUGAACAAUACUUUGCCGUUGCUCAAAAAAAGUACGCUUUCAUAUACGACCACGAGGGUAUCGAAUUGCAUAGGCUCAAGCAACACAUUGAAGUCACACAAAUGGAAUUUCUGCCGUACCACUACCUUCUAGCCACAGCGGGUCGCUCUGGGUUUCUCAAAUAUCAAGAUGUUACGACUGGACAACUCGUUGCCGAACUUAGAACAAAGCUCGGCCCUACUUUAGCUAUGACCCAAAAUCCUUGGAACGCAAUAGUGCAUUUAGGUCAUAGCAACGGCACGGUAACGUUAUGGGCCCCAAAUAUGCCCACGCCCUUGGCUAGACUGCUCUCUGCCAGAGGACCCGUCACUGGCGUUGCAAUCGAUAGGCAAGGCUACUACAUGGCAACGACGGGUGCGGAUAAAUCGAUGAAAAUUUGGGAUAUCAGAAAUUUUAGAGAAUUGCAUAAUCUCGAGAAUCUUCCAACACCCGGUUCCGGCGUAACAAUAUCUGAUACCGGUGUCUUAGCUCUAUCGAGGGGACCACAUGUAACAUUAUGGAAGGGUGCGUUAAGUAGCGCCAAGUCGAGUAGGCCCUAUUUCGGUUCCAGUGGCCUCGCCGAUAGAAAUACUCCAUAUAUGACCCAUCUUUUUGCCGGAAACAAAGUCACAAAUAUGCAGUUUGUCCCAUUUGAAGAUCUGCUGGGUGUAGGACAUUCUGGCGGGGUCACCAAUUUGAUUGUUCCAGGCGCCGGUGAAGCAAACUACGAUGCCUUAGAAAUAAACCCAUUUGAAACGGCAAAACAAAGACAAGAGCAAGAAGUGAGGACGCUAUUGAAUAAAUUGCCUGCAGACUCCAUAUCUUUGGAUCCUGACAUGAUUGGUACCGUCGAAAAAAGGGCUUCCUCUGCCAGACUAACAGCUAGAGAUCUUGCUGAGAUUACGACUCAAAAGGAAAGAGACCUCAAGAAUAACAAAGAUAUUCCAGCUGUCAAACCAGAGACAAAAAGUAAAAACUCAGGACUUCGUGCUUUUUUGCGCAAGAAGAAUCAGAAUGUAAUUGAUGAGCGAAAGCUAAGGGUAGAAAAACAGCUUGAAAAAGAAAAAGCUGCUCGUCAACGUAAGGAAUUGGUCAAACGAGGCGAACAGGCCGAAGACCACAAAGAUCUUGUCAGCGAAGCCUUAAGUAGAUUUAGUUGA